AUGACCUAUCCUUCUAUACCGUCUAUUGUACCCUCUGCUCACCCACCCACUGUCUCCACAUAUGUCUCAUCCACUGAUUCCACUCAAUAUCGGGCUUCCGCCCCCAUCACCAUCAUCGAUCGGUGGAGCCUAGACGAUAUCGUUCAACACCGUCACACUCCUGCGACUACUCCUUCUCCACCUCCUUUCAUUCUACAAUGGAAUGCUUGCAUAGAUUCUUCAUUGACAUCUUUGACAAGGCGAUCACUAUACCACCAUUUGUCCUUCAUGGGUAAUGGAAUUGAGGUUAUGGUUGGCGUCUCAAAUGAUCUAUUGGCCACCCUCAGCUACUCCAUGAUUGUCGUUGAUUUGUGGGUUUCCCAGAAUGUCUACAGAUACAUGAUUUGA
Lactuca saligna is the source of this 387-nucleotide messenger RNA. Lineage: Eukaryota; Viridiplantae; Streptophyta; Magnoliopsida; Asterales; Asteraceae. The record is from the annotation of a GenBank genome assembly.